CACUAAUGAUAUUCAAACCAUUGGCGCUAUUAUUUGAUGAUUCAUGAUUGACUCAUUUCAUGAUUCUUUUGACCGACAUUUGAUCGACAGGUUUGACCGCAAGUGGACUCAUAAUUGAGACAAAAUGUCAAAGAAGAAGGGAUUAAGUGGUGAAGAGAAGAGACAUCGAAUGCUUGAACUGUUUCACCAAAAGAAAGACGUGUUUGUGUUGAAAGAGUUGGAGAAAAUGGGACCAAAAGAGAAGGGAAUAGUCAUGCAAUCCGUCAAAGACGUGGUCCAGUCGUUAGUGUCCGACGAUUUGGUAGAGACCGACAAAAUCGGUUCUUCCACUUACUUCUGGUCCUUCCCGUCGAAGGCUAUCAAUACGAAAAUGCAACGAAAGAAAGAUUUGAUGCAAAAGAUGAAAGACUUGUCGCGAAAGUCACUGGAAUUGGAUUCAGAGCUGAAGAAAGUGGAGAUGAGUGCCGACGAGAUGGAG
Oppiella nova is the source of this 478-nucleotide messenger RNA. Lineage: Eukaryota; Metazoa; Arthropoda; Arachnida; Sarcoptiformes; Oppiidae. The record is from the annotation of a GenBank genome assembly.